Molecule: messenger RNA, 204 nt
Organism: Opisthorchis viverrini
Lineage: Eukaryota; Metazoa; Platyhelminthes; Trematoda; Opisthorchiida; Opisthorchiidae
Exons: 1
Coding region: 1-204 (67 amino acids)
Source: RefSeq, a predicted model, not a curated record
AUGCUUCUCACUAUAGCGAAACUUAGUACCAAAAUUGAAAACAGAACCAAAUCACAUCUAAAGAUCGCGGUAGCCAAUGAUCACCACCAACAAAUGAAUUCACCAGUACCCAUUCUUCCUGUGGGAAAUAUUGUCGAACGACCUGGUCUGAUUAUUCGAGCCAAAAUGUUACCGACAUGCCACCGCAAACUGGAGGUCAAAUGA